Messenger RNA from Pyricularia oryzae 70-15, 2742 nucleotides. RefSeq names its product glutamate carboxypeptidase 2. The transcript has 2 exons. NCBI's taxonomy places the organism in Eukaryota, Fungi, Ascomycota, Sordariomycetes, Magnaporthales, Pyriculariaceae. The coding region runs from base 1 to 2742 and encodes 913 amino acids. The record is from RefSeq and is a predicted model, not a curated record. Gene Ontology annotation, molecular function: carboxypeptidase activity.
AUGCCCUCAAACUCAAACCACCGGUAUGAGGCUCUUCAAGACCUAGCGCCAAUACCGACGUAUGAUGAGGCCAUGGCCGGGAGUAGCGGACCGCCGCAAGAGACCAGAUCCCUGCUGCGCACCCAUCAGCGCAGCAACUCGACAGCCACCGACCCCGAUAGCCCAGUCCGGUCGCGCCGACAGAAUGGCAAUAAUUACAGACCACCCACAGUGGAGACGGACGACGAGGACAGCCUAUGGGGCUCCGAUGAUGGGGAGGGUGAUGCGGCGCAGGUCAGGAGGGAGAUGCAAGAGUUGGAGAUGGAGGACGAUGAUGACCAUGCCGUUGGGAGGGGUCGUUCUACGAUAUUCGGGAAACGACUAGGCUUCUCACUGCCAAGAUGGAAAUGGAGGUGGCAGAUGCCGCGUCUGCGAAUCCAACUACCGACCGCAAACGUGACGAGUUCAGGGGCCGGUCCCAGCUCGUUGGAAGAGGGUGGCGGAUCGGGCGAAACGGCAUCGGACCGGUUACUACCAUUGCGCACGCUCUGGGAGCGAAUGCCACCGAUCAAUGCCGCGCAGGUCUGUCUUGUGUUUGGUCGCAUCUUUGCCAUCUUCCUGAUUCUUGGAUUCUUGUAUUUUGUCUUCAUGAGCGACCUCAUGAGAGGCAUGCGCCGUGUUGGAGAAUACAACCCCGAGUCCGUCCGCUCGUGGCUCCUGGUUCACGUGAACCCCAACAACAUCCGAGACCACUUGCAACACUUUACGAGCUAUGCCCACAUGGCCGGCACAGAGGGCGACUAUGCGCUGGCCACCGACGUCAAGAACAGCUUCACUAGCUACGGCCUGGAGGACGUCUCGGUGGAGGAGUACUACGUUUACGUCAACUACCCUAAGAAGGAUGGCCGUGCGGUGGAGAUUUUGGACGGCGGCAAUAAAGUCCAGUGGUCGGCAAAGAUUGAAGAGGAGGAGCACGCCGCCGAGUCGGCAGGGAGGCAGACAUACGUUUUCCAUGGCCACUCCAAGAGCGGGGUCGUACAGGGGCCGCUCAUGUAUGCCAACUAUGGAAGCAGGGAGGACUUCAAGAGGUUGUACGACACCGGCAUUGAUACGAAGGGAGCCAUUGCCCUAGUUAGGCAUUACGGCUCUCAGGAGGAUGUGGGGCUGAAGGUCAAGGCGGCCGAGCUGGCAGGUUUCGCAGGCUGUAUCGUAUACAGCGACCCGAGCGAUGAUGGCUUCAGAGUGGGCGAACCCGCGCCCAAUGGAAGGUAUAUGCCCGAAGAUGGGGUACAGCGUGGUUCGGUAUCAUUGUCGAGCUGGCUCAUGGGAGACCCUUUGUCGCCCGGUUGGGAAAGCACAGGGAGGAUUCCAACCCGAUUGGAGCCGGAAAAGUCCAAGGGGCUCGUGCAAAUCCCCAGCAUUCCGCUCGCCUGGCGGGAUGCUAAAGAACUACUCAAGCGGCUGCAGGGCUUUGGUGUCAAAACGCCCGAGGACUGGAUUGGAGGCGUGCCCGAUGUGAAAGAAUGGUGGACUGGCAACCUGUCUUCACCCAUCGUGCGGUUGCGAAACGAGCAAGACGAGGUCAAAAAGAAGGAAAUUUGGAACGUCUACGGCCGAAUCAGCGGAGGCGAGCAGCAAGCCAAGUCAAUCGUCAUCGGCAACCGUCGCGACUCGAUGGCCUUCGGGGCGGCGGGUCCAGGCUCUGGCACGGCCGUCAUGAUGGAAGUCGCGCGCUUGUUUGGCGAUUUGCGCGCACGUGGAUGGGUGCCCAUGCGGACCAUUGACUUUAUGAGCUGGGACGGAGGCGAGUUCAACAAUGCCGGCUCGACCGAGUUUGUGGAGAAGAAUCUGGACUCGCUGCGUGCCGACGCAAUGGCCUAUAUCAACCUCGACGAGGCAGUCACGGGGUCGACUUUCCGUGCGUCCGGCUCGCCCUUCUUCCGCCGCCUGAUCCUGCAGGUUCUUCAUAGAAUCAACGAUCCGAUCGCGAACCAGACUCUGCGAACAAUCUGGGAUGAGCGCAACAGCAAACUGGAGGGCCUUGGCUCCGCGUCCGACUACGCAGCCUUCCAAAACAUUGCGGGCACGUCAUCGCUCGACAUCGGCUUCACCGGUGUCGAAAAUUCGCACGGCCGGCAUCCCCGCAAGUCGAGCUAUGAUGACUUUGAAUGGAUGCAGCGGCAGGGUGACCCUCAGUUUAUAUACCACACUCUGCUGGCCCAAAUACUGGCCAUGAUAAUCAUAGAGCUCGCAGACCGACCCAUCAUUCCUUUGGAUACAGACGCGUUCGCCGACAGCCUCUCCGCUUGGGCAGACGAAUUCGUCGAAUGGACCGAGAACAAGGGCGCGCAUCAGGAGGGCCACCCUCCCUUUGAGAUCAUGAAGCUGCGCGAAGCAGCCGAGUACCUAGCUGCCGAGACGAGAAAGUUUGGCAAGUGGGAGAUCAAGUGGGAAAACAUGGUCAUGUCGACGAGCUCGUUCGAGCCCCUGAUCCUUGCAAGGCAGAGGAUGGAGUUUAACGCUCGCAUGGGGCGGUUGGACUCGAACUUGCUUGAUUUUGAUCAACAUGGCGGAGCACCAAACCGCACCCAAUUCAAGCACGUCUUGUUUGGCCCUCAAUUAUGGAACAGUCGGGAGCCGGGAUAUUUCCCCGCAAUCCGCGAUGCGGUUGAGGCAGAAGACUGGAAGACGGCGAGCGAGAGGCUAGAAACGGCUGUCAAGAUCAUGAGGGCUGCUGGUCUUGAACUUGAAUCUCCCUCAUGA